This is a messenger RNA of Schistocerca gregaria, 2635 nucleotides long. RefSeq lists its product as uncharacterized. The record is from RefSeq and is a predicted model, not a curated record. Gene Ontology annotation, molecular function: protein binding. The coding region runs from base 283 to 1419 and encodes 378 amino acids. The transcript has 15 exons. NCBI's taxonomy places the organism in Eukaryota, Metazoa, Arthropoda, Insecta, Orthoptera, Acrididae.
CAAAGUUUAAAAUAACCUUACAGAUCACAUCGUACUAAUACCAGCUGGUUUAGAUUAGAAUUUUUAGAAAAUUCAGAUACAGGUCUACAGAUUACGUUUUGAUAUCAGCUUGUUUUAACAAAACAUGUUUCAGCAAAAUAGUGAACAACAGUGAGGAUGGUGACCAUACAACCGAUUUUAUUGCAUAAUUCAAAUGUCAUUCACUGUUUUAAGGUUUAUUUUGACUAGGGCCCUCAUUCAACCAAGGUGUCUGGUAUCUAGAUUUUAUUCGCGUAAAAAAGGAUGAAAAAACAACAGCUGCUUUGUCUGAAUUUUGUCUUAUUGGUAUCAUUUGCUAUAGCGGAUGAAAGAGAUUUUAUUUCAGACAUGCUAAAGGCGGUUCCGAUGUUUCGUACCUUUAUGCCGAAUUCAAAUGAAUAUUGCAAAUCUUCAAUAAUUGAAUGCUAUAGUAACGGGAACAUUAGGUCUAUAAAAAUCAAAAACGUUCAUUUGAACAGAAAAAUACCACGAUCGAUCCAGGAGCUCACUAGAUUAACAGUGCUGUAUGUCUUUAUGAAAUCCUUUCGGAUAGGUGAAACUAUGCUAAAGUUAACGAUCACAUCAAAAAACACCUUAUGUGGCCGAAGGGAACUCGAAAAUUGCUCAGUUCGAAUAGACUGGAAUAGUAUUAGCAAAUUGCAUUUUCUACGAGUGCUAAAGCUCAACAACAAUCUUAUUCGAGGAAAAAUCCCGACGUUUAAUGCGAAUUUAGUAGAAUUGGAUCUUUCAUACAAUCUUCUCACUGGACUGCCUGAAUCGUUCCCAAGCACCUUAUAUAGACUAAAUAUAAGUAACAACAAGAUAGAAGGUUCAUUAGACUCUAUUCAUUUUAAUAACGAAUAUUUGACUGAAUUUCAUGCAGGCAAUAACAACUUAACCGGAUCUAUAUCUAAACAUAUUUCCAACUUGCCACGGCUGCAUAAACUAAACUUGUCUAAAAAUAACAUACACGAUGAUAUUUCAGAACUAAAGCCUAUAAUUUCGAAUCUAGUUGAACUCGAUCUUUCAUGUAAUCGUGUUUACGGGGAUAUCCCAACUCAUAUUUUCUGGCUAAGAAACAUCAACGUAGUCAAUUUGUCACGUAACAUGAUAACUGGAUAUCUCCGUGCUGAGACCUACAUUUCAAGAUCUCAUACAAUAAUCGAUCUGUCCCACAAUCUUAUUGAAGGUGAAGUUCCCAAUUUUCUGGGCAUUUACAAUUUGAAGGUCUUACGUCUGAAUAACAACAAAUUAAAAAAUAUCUGUAAUGAUAGCAAAUUUUUUGGUACUCAACUAAUAGAGGGAGAAUGUCUGAUGUAUGGCAACAAUUUUCAUACCGAGUGCAUAUCUGCAUAUUGCGAGUACAAGUCUCCAACAUCAACUGGCUACCUAGGCCAUUAAUCCUUCGUUUCAAGCGAUGUGAUCAUGUUUCUUUUUGCUAGUGUUAGUCACUUUUCGAUCCAUUUUUUGUAGGAUUUCAAUUAGGGUUAAAAAUUUUCAUGGAAUGAUCCCAGUGAACGUUGUCUGCCUUACCAAUCUUGUUAAGCACCAAUUCAGGCCAUGUUGUAUGAUCAGCAGCUGUUUUAGAUGCAGUAGGCAUAGAGCAUCUAAAAUUUAAAAAGGGGGGUGGCACGAAUUGAGGGUUUGAUGGGCAAAGCACUCGAGUUCUCCUAUAUAUUCCUAUAUACAUAAACAGAAUAUUUUAAUACCAAAAUGUAUAAAAAAUACUAGUAUAAGGAGGAAGUGUCUAAUACUACCUGGUGAUACGUUUAUUAUAAGUAUAAGUAGGAUAGAUGAUAUCAGCAGUAAUGAUGUAUUUCAAUUAACAAUGAAGACCGCGAGGGUAGACUAUGGUAAGUCGUGUGCAUGAUACAGUCUGGUAAUAUAUAAAAAUGCAAAUAGACAUUGAUGUAGAGAAGCGGAUAAAGAUUCAUUGAGAAUUAAAAAUGCAUGCGAUGAGGGUAAGACAGACAAAAUCCACUGAAGAGAAUUGGAAAAAGGGAAUCAGUUAAAACCCAGAAUAUAAAUGGAGUGGUGAGAUAGAUAUAAAAAGAAUGUAAAGAAAUAGUGUGCAAAGAGAGAACAGAUAUAUACGCAAUUGAAAGCAGGAGAAAAUAAUUAGAGGUAUAUAGAGAAUGGGUAGGAUAUCAGAAGAUUGUAUAUAGCAAAGCGAGUACAGAGUAAAUAGUGUAUGUACAGAAGAUUAUAUAAAGUGAACGAUAGACAUAUGGAAGAGUUCGCAAGAGGUAAGACGUGUUUGGUAGGAUUAAGAAUGUACUAGAAAAUAGACAUAGAGAAAGGCCUUAGUCGAGACGGUUUGAUUGACCAUAUUUCUAGCUGGAAUAAGUAUAAAAGUAGGCCAUCAACUGAUGAUGCAUGGUUAGGUGAUGUUUUCAUAGAGCGCCUAUGUCCCCUAAACAUUUUGAGAACAAAAUCUUCGUAUCAAUUUAGGAAUUAGUCAAAAAAUAAUGACUAAAGCAAUAUGCAAAAGUCAGUUUUCAGCUAGAACAUUGCUUCUGUAUCCAGUUCUGGUUGAGGAUGUUCGAUUGAAUCGUAAACAGUUGAUAUUUAGAAUCAGGUAAAUCAGAUAAAUUAAGUACAUUUUGAUUCUGUUUGA